Mya arenaria is the source of this 5931-nucleotide messenger RNA. Its product is annotated as peptidyl-prolyl cis-trans isomerase FKBP5-like. Bases 673 to 2112 code for a protein of 479 amino acids. The record is from RefSeq and is a predicted model, not a curated record. Gene Ontology annotation, molecular function: protein binding; peptidyl-prolyl cis-trans isomerase activity. NCBI's taxonomy places the organism in Eukaryota, Metazoa, Mollusca, Bivalvia, Myida, Myidae. The transcript is spliced from 10 exons.
CCCUUGCAGUACAGUAAUCACUGCCACCACAAGAUUUUCAUCCAAAAUUGGAUGAAAACUUUUAAUGGCAUUUUUUUUAAUCAUAUAUAUUUAUUCUUAUAUCCUUUCUUAAAUAAUUACUUUACGCCAGUUGAUAGGCAUAAUAUGUUUUAUAAAAAAAUAACAAUUAAAAAAAACAUUCGGAAAUGUUCGGUCUUUUUUCAAAUUGAAAGUAGGAUUUACAAAUUACAAUAUCAACAUGGAUGUGUUGUUAGCUAUUCAGACAUGUAUCGAACGUUUUGAACCAGGAUUGCAAGCAAAACCAAAACAAAUCGAAUGUUGGCGGCAUGUUCUUGCAGAGGAAGACAAAACAUGUUGCUGGAAUUUCUUUUAAAGGUGUUCCGUCCAUUUUGUAAAUUGCAAUCACGUGCCGUUUUAUCUAUCAUCACGUGAUAUUGUGAAGGCAGUGAUUACUGUACUGCAAGGGAAGUAACACUGCGCGGAGUUUGAAAAAAAGUUGUUUCGAGAAAUUGGCCGAGGGGUUCCGAAUGUGAAUCCGGAAGCUUGCCGGAGAUGGCCGAGUUGUUACGAUUGCACUCAACCAAUACAGAUGACUGAAAGCGAAAGUAGAGUGCCACUUUUCAUUUCAAUCGGGAACAACAACAUUUUGUUGGUCUUCUAUCAAAGGAAACGAUGGCGGUAGUGUUUGAUAUGAAAAGGUGCCUUGAAGCCUGUGACUUGCAGGUCGGGGAAUCUGUCGACUGUACACCGAAUAAAGAUGGAGGGGUAAUAAAAAAGUUGCUGAAAACAGGGAUAGGCGAAGAAUUCCCGAAUUACGGUGACAGAGUUUACUUCAGGUAUACUGCAUACAAAGGGGAUGAAAUGACAGAAGAAAACAUUUUUGACUCAUCAGAGAAAGACGGAGAACUGUUUGAAUACGAUUGCUUAAGAGGCAAGGUUAUCAGGGGUUUUGAAUUGGCAGUGCUAUCCAUGAGACCAGGAGAAAGAUCAUUGAUCUACCUAUCAGCGGAUUGGGGAUUCGGUAAAAGCGGUGCUCCCCCAAAAGUCCCUGAAAACUCCAGUGUUAUCUUUGAUACGGAAAUCAUCAGUGUGGAAUGUUCAGACAUAUCGCCAGACCAAGAUAAAACUAUACUGAGAAAAGUGUUAGACAGAGGGAAAGGUUUCCUCCAUGCUAACUUCGGGUGCCCUGUAGAGUCACACAUCAGGGGAGAGUGUGAUGGGCGAGUGUUUAUGGACAAAGAUAUCAACUUUUUUAUGGGUGAGGGAUCCUCUGAGGAGCAUGGCAUUCCACCAUUUAUUGAGCCGUAUCUGGACCAUUGGAAAAAUGGCGAGGAAGCGCGUAUUUACUUUGCAGCCAAACACGCUUAUGGACCCAAGGGCUGCACGAAGUAUGGUAUCGGGCCCAAUAAGGAUCUCAUGUUCUGGAUCAAUAUAAAAAAAUACAAAAGGGUUGAGGAAUACUGGGAGUUAACCUACAAAGAGAAGAUGGAUCGUAGUGACGAGUACAAGACAAAGGGGAACAAAUACUUCAAGAAUGGGGAGUACGAAUUAGCGUCAAAAUUUUACGAGGAGACGCUCGACUUUGUAAAGCAUGACCUGUGUAUGGAGGGUGAGGAGGAGAAGAGAAGGCGCAAUUUACUUCUCGUUGGCAAUCUGAACCUGGCUCAAGCAUACCUCAGGAUGGAGAAGAACCGGGAAGCUCGGGAUUGCUGUGAUGAAGCUCUCACUUUUGAUGAACACAAUGUUAAGGCCUACUUCAGAAGGGGCCUGGCAAACUUUGCAAGCAUGGAGUAUGAAACAGCAAAGAAAGACUUCCAAAAGGUGUUGGAGAUUGACCCACAUAACAAGCAGGCAAGAAACCAGAUUGACAAAUGCACGAAAACGAUGAAUGAAACAAUACAGAGUGAGAGAGAGCUAGAACGCAGGAUGAUGUCUGGCAUCGGGAAACAAUCUGAUGAUGAUGAUGGGAGCCUGUACAGUAGUGGAAUGGACGAAAUUGAAAGCUGGGACAACAAUAUGGCACAGAGCAUGAUUCCUCUGGAGGAGGAACAGGCCGCGUUUGGAGACAUCAGUUCCAGCGACAGUGAAAACAACCAUCGCAUAAGAGUCUAACACCACCAGGUGGCUUGGGUUAUGUUAGAUCCCGCUACUGUGUAGAGUUUCGGGGGAUAACUAUCGCUUACGAGACUUGGGCCCCGAGGAGACGGUUUUUUGGGCCGGGAUUGGUGGUUGUUAUUGGCAGAUUACACUUACAAUUAUCUAUGUUCUCUGUGAUAUUAGCUUGGACUUUCCUUGCACAUGUCUCCACUGUAAAUAUAUGUUGCACUAUAUGCUAAGGACCAGCUCAUUGUUAAUGUCCAAUCGGAACUCCUCAACCAUUUUACAUCGAAAACCACCAGGGAAGUAUGUCGGUACAUCAGUAGAAGUAGUUCGUAAAAAUAAUCGUAUUAAUUAAUUGUUGUGUUUUAACGUGAAUUUUGUAUUACUGAAUUUAAGUUGAUUACCGGUAAAGUGUAAUAUUGCAUAAAUAAUUAAGAGAAAAGUCAUCAAGUUUAACUGCUGUAUUAAAAUUACUACGCGACCUACUUGCAGCGUAUUUAAAUGUUAAGAAUUUUGACAUUACAAACCGUCCAUAUACAUCUGAGGUUGUUUUCGAUGGAAAAUGGCCGAGGUAUUCCGAAUUUGUUAAAGUCUACUCGUGUAGUAAUGACAUACCAGUACAUAUAUGUUGGACUGAUUGACAUUAAUGAAUUGUUGUGCAUUAAACCGGUACACGAUCAUGUAUAUAUGUAUAUUUAAAAAGCAGUUGUAUUUUUUACAUUCCUAGUUGAGUUUUCAGAUUUGCAAAAUCAUGUGUGAUACAAUGAUAACAUUUUUCUGUUCAUUUACGUUCUUGUAAAUACCAUCGGAUCAUCAACGUUGGUUGUUAUUGGUGAUUAUCUGGAAUAAUUGCUUGCCGCUUGUCAUUUGUUAGUUUUUUUAUGUUCAAGUUUAAGUAAAAUACUGGAUUUGUUUAAAUAUUUUGCAAGUAAAUAUGCCAUACGUCGCGUCGCGACGGCGGCGUUGUCGUGUCCAUUCAAAGGCAUAUCACAUAAAUGCCUAUUUUUCACGAAAAUUAAACAGUAUGCAAAAAUUGAUUAAAUGGAACAUGGUACACAUGUUGCCAGAGGCAAGACAAUUAUUCACACACACAUAUAUAUAGCUUUAUUUCCCCCAUUUUCUGGAGAUGUACAUGGUAUAUGGUAAUACAUACACAAGCAUGAAUAUUUACAAACACAAUACAAAUUUGACAGUACAUAGUAAUGAAAGAAAGUCACAGUAACAUAAAUUGCAACAAGUUUGUUUUAUACGCAUUGCGUUGGUCUCGUUUGUAAUUUAGCCACUGCAUACAAGUCUGAUCUUACAAACGAUUAAGAACAAUGAUAAUGCAUCGGCUAAAAUCAAUAGACUGUUUCCUAUUAAUUUAAGCAAUAUUUCUUCGAAAGCAAAAUAGAAAUAGCUGUUUUAGGAUUAGCUCAUUUUGUUGAGUGGCAUUGUCAUUGGUGAAGUGCACGCAUCUAAAUGCGUCUUAGUUUAACAAAUCAUUGUAUAAUUUAGCACAGUUGAUAAGUUAAUCUGGUGUUAGAAAGUUCAUUUUUUUGCCAUGGAUAUAAGUUUACAUUGUGGUGCACAAUCAUCUCAUCUCCAUCUCCAUCGACACAUCUUAUAAAGGGUGGAUAAGUACACAUUUUGUACUGUUGUUUUCUGUUGAAUCAUUGUAAAUAAGGUUCAGUACAUAAACAUUUAAAUGUCUGUGACAUUGUGCCUUCUUUGAUAUAAAACUAUCAUAGUUUUUUUUGCAUUUAAUGCUUAUAUCUGUACUUAACUCCAUGCUGUGUUUCUGGCAUAUGCUCAUUUAGUUCCAAUCACAUGUAUAUACAGUGUAUAUGUUUGUCGAAAAUUGUUCAUUCAAUUUUCAAAAGUCGUCAUUUUGCAUGUAAAUUUUCUUUAAUAUUUUGUUAUACAGUUUGUUAAGAUUUUAUAGAUUUUUCUUCGAAAUGUUUGAUGUACAAUGUGUUUUAACAAAAUAAUGCUUUCCUUACGUUUCAUUAUAUGUAUAGCCUUUCGAAAUCAUGUUUACACAAUAAAUAAUAGGCAGCAAUAUCAUCAAGAUCCCUAAGAGCAAUUUCGUACCUAUGAGAGACCUAAGGGACUAUAUACCAGAUGGUCCAAAAUCGACAAAUACAGAAUUUCGUCAAAACAAGCUUGGAUUUGUCAAUAUAAGCUAGUAUGAUGCCGAUAAUAUAUCAUUUUACAUUCUUAAAGAAUAUUUUGUCGCUGUCUUAUCUGAGUUAACCCGUUUAAUAAUAAUAAUGGUUUCCCAGUUUAUAGUGUGUAUAUUUAGCAUGUGAACGUCACGAGAUUUGUACAGAUAAAUAUACCAAAGUUAUUUUAAACUUUACUUGGAUUAACGUGGUAGACAUACCCAAUUAAAAUAUUCAAAAACUGCGAAAGAUACGUAUGUCAUAAGCACGUGCACACAACGAUAUCAAUUGUAUGCAAGUUUUUUUACCAUUUUCUUUUUUUCUUGCAAUGGUAUCAUGUGGUGACUAAGUGCCUUUAAAAUUGUAAUGCUACACUGCUGAAAAUCUCUCCAAGGUACGAAAUCAAUCUACGAUUCUUGACCAACCGGUCCCUGACCCCAAAAAGGACUUUAUGCUCUUAAUCUUGUUGAAAUUAUAAAUGAACAACUUAUAUUAAUUUCAAGAUACUAAUUAAAAACGAAAUGCAAAUGACCAGUACAUAAAAAAACUGUAAUAUUGAAACUCCCAAUCAUGAUUACCAUCCCAUCAUUAAUAACAUGACAAAAACAUUCCACUGAUUAAUUGAACAACUAUUAUGUGGAUCACUAUACACUCUUACGCACACUGGUCAGAAAUUGACUCCGUCAGAGCAAUAUUUUAUCAGCAUAUAGAGAGCUGAUUUUUCUACCUUCUAUACCAUGUACGUAGGAGUGUAUAAAAAAAUGGAAAUUCAAGUGAUAAUUGCACCUGUCUAUUUUUCUAAUACACGUAAAUAAAUGUCCGCAUAUUAAACAUGGGUUUAUCUAAAUGAUAUUGAAUUUGUAUGAUCCCUCAGUGUCGACUUAUUUUGAGCGAACUUGAUUGGGUAUUGUAAUUGGUAUUGUCACAUAAGAACACACGAAUAAUGGUACUUGACAGCUGUCAUAUGCAAACUAUUUUCCCCAUUUUAUACCGUUAUAGGUAUCACCAUAAACAAUUAAUGAGAUUCUACUUUUUAUUAAAAAUAUUCAAAUAUGUCAAACCAAUAUCAUUUUGAAAAAAAAUAUAUUGUCAAACGCAUAUCAGUUCCGCUAUUAAGCGUUUUGAGUGAAAGAGUCAAAAAGGCUUCUUUUUUUCAUCAAUAAAUCGUCCCAAUUUUAAAAUGUUGACGUUAUUAACAUGUACCCUGUGUUUUGGUGUGCAUGGGCAUAUCUCGUUUAAUGUUAUAUUACCUAGAGAACUACGGACAUUGUUGAAGUGUAAAACUAAGUUAUUGACAGCUGGCAAGUAUUCUAUAUUAUUCAUCUUGUAAGAAGUUUAAAUUACACACUUUUAAACCAUAUUGUUAAUUUAUUUGUAUUACAUAAUUAAUCAUCAAUUGUCUGAUUAUUUUCGAUGAUCGAUUAUGAUUUGGACCAAUUUUCAAUAUCAGGUAUCUACUACUGUCAACGAUAGUUUCAUCAAUGAUUUGUUGAUCUGUUCAUCAUUUUAAUUUAUUUUUGUAAUUUGUAUAAAAGGCAUUGUAAGAUGAUAAGAAUAAGUUCAUGAAAACAUAUUGGACAAAACUGUGACAAUUAUCCCAAUAACAAGCACUUUUGUACAUUUUGCAUAGUUCACACAAUAAUAUAUAUCUGGUAUUAAUAGUGUAUGUCAAACAAUAAAAAGAGUA